Molecule: messenger RNA, 7835 nt
Organism: Gymnodraco acuticeps
Lineage: Eukaryota; Metazoa; Chordata; Actinopteri; Perciformes; Bathydraconidae
Gene: ptch1
Product: patched 1
Exons: 24
Coding region: 384-5078 (1564 amino acids)
Biological process (GO): smoothened signaling pathway
Cellular component (GO): plasma membrane
Molecular function (GO): hedgehog receptor activity; hedgehog family protein binding; smoothened binding
Source: RefSeq, a predicted model, not a curated record
UUCUCCUCUUCUAUUGAAUCUCAGAGUUAGCCGUGACGCGCGGCCCAGGGGAAGACCACAUAGAUCUCACCAGAAUGCAACGACUAUCGAGCUUUCUCGCCCGAAGACUUCUGUAUGGGAAUCACUUUGCGCACCUCCCUUUUUGAGAGAAACUUGCUUUUUUUAAGAGACACGGGGAAUGCGGUGAAAGCGGUGGAGACCUCCGGAUCGCGAAAUGUUGGGAUGGAAGGCGCAGACUUUGACUCGCCGUCUCCAACAGGAGUAUGAAGUCCUACUUCACGGUUGUGAGAUCUCCGAGAGGGAAACUUUGUUGCCUUGGGAUAUCGCUACACGCUCUCGGGGAAAUACUAUAAAGUGGGAAACAGUCUCGCAGUCCCCGCAACAUGGCCUCGGCUGCUAAUGCGCCCUCCGAGCAGGAAAACAGAGACCCCGAUCGGCCCAGGAUAAGGCGGAGGAACAGGGGGGACUAUACCCGCAACACACCGCUGGAUUUGGAGUAUUUGCAGCGGCCAAGUUACUGCGAUGCGAGCUUUGCUUUGGAGCAAAUAACCCAGGGGAAGGCGACUGGGAGGAAAGCACCUCUAUGGCUGAGAGCGAAGUUCCAGAGACUUUUAUUCAGGCUGGGCUGUUACAUACAAAAGAACUGCGGAAAGUUUUUGGUUGUGGGCCUCAUGAUUUUUGGAGCUUUUGCUGUGGGCUUAAGGGCAGCUAAUUUGGAGACGGACGUGGAGAAACUUUGGGUUGAAGUUGGUGGGCGUGUGAACCGGGAACUGACAUACACGCGACAGAAUAUAGGCGAAGAGGCCAUGUUUAACCCUCAGCUGAUGAUCCAGACACCGCGGGAGGACGGAGCAAAUGUUUUAACGGUGGACGCGCUCCUACAGCACCUGGAGUCAGCUCUCCGAGCCAGCAGAGUUCAUGUUUACCUUUAUAACAGACAAUGGAAAUUAGAAAACUUGUGCUACAAAUCAGGAGAACUAGUCACAGAAAGUCAUUUGGACCAGAUCAUAGAAAAGCUACACCCCUGCCUCAUCAUCACCCCUUUGGACUGUUUCUGGGAGGGAGCCAAGCUCCAGUCUGGAAUGGUCUAUCUACCAGGUAAAGACCCUCUUCAGUGGACCAACUUUGACCCAAAGGAGUUCCUUGAGGAUUUGCGAAAGGCUAAUUUCCCAGUGGAUGGUUUUGAGGAGAUGUUGGAAAAGGCAGAUGUUGGACACGGCUACAUGGAUAGGCCCUGUUUAAACCCUGCUGACCCCGACUGCCCCCUCACUGCGCCCAAUAAGAACUCAACCAAGCCAUUCGAUGUGGCGAGGGCUCUGAGUGGAGGCUGCCAUGGUCUAUCCAGGAAGUACAUGCACUGGCAGGAGGAGCUGAUCGUAGGAGGGACCACCAAGAACGGCAGCGGACCCCUGCUCAGUGCCCAAGCCCUACAGACCAUGUUCCAGCUGAUGACUCCCAAGCAGAUGUUUGAGCACUUUCGUGGCUAUGAGGAGGUUUCCCACAUCAACUGGAAUGAAGAAAAGGCUGCAGCUAUACUGGAAGCCUGGCAGAGGAAAUACUCUGAGGCGGUGCUGCAGAGUGUUGCAGCAAAUUCGUCUCAGAAGGUCUUGUCUUUCACCUCCACCACUCUUGAAGAUAUUCUCAAGUCUUUCUCGGACAUCAGCGUCAUCCGUGUGGCCAGUGGAUAUCUGCUUAUGCUGGCCUAUGCGUGCCUUACCAUGCUACGGUGGGACUGUGCCAAGUCUCAGGGGGCUGUUGGGCUGGCGGGGGUCUUGCUGGUGACACUAUCAGUGGCAGCUGGCCUGGGCCUCUGUUCUCUCCUGGGCAUUUCCUUCAAUGCUGCCACCACACAGGUGCUACCGUUCCUGGCUCUCGGUGUUGGAGUGGACGAUGUUUUCCUCCUCGCUCAUGCCUUCAGUGAGACCGGACAGAACAAGAGGAUCCCAUUCGAGGAUCGUACAGGGGAGUGUCUGAAGAGGACAGGGGCCAGCGUGGCUCUCACCUCCAUCAGCAACGUCACCGCUUUCUUCAUGGCAGCCCUCAUCCCCAUCCCAGCGCUCAGAGCCUUCUCUCUACAGGCUGCGGUGGUGGUAGUGUUUAACUUUGCCAUGGUGCUGCUCAUCUUCCCCGCCAUCCUCAGCAUGGACCUCUACCGACGAGAAGACAGACGUUUCGACAUAUUCUGCUGCUUUUACAGUCCCUCUGCCAAUCGGGUGAUUCAGAUCGAGCCUCAUGCACACCUCGAUGGGGCAGAUGAAAGCCACUACAGCCCUCCCCCAUCCUAUUGUACACCUCCUCCCUCGUAUCACACGCCUCCCCCAAACUACAGCAGCCCCCCUCCCUCCUACAGCAGCCAUGGCUUUGCCCAGCAGACGCAAAUCACCAUGCAGUCCACGGUGCAGCUCAGGACAGAGUACGACCCCCGGACCCAGGCCUUCUACACCACGGCUGAGCCAAGUUCGCAAAUCUCUGUGCAGCCCAUGAACGCAGCUCCAACGAGGAGUAACCCUAACAACGACUAUUACAGCAGCAACCCCAGCGGUAGCAGCAGCAGCAGCACCCACGGCAAUCUCAACAACAACAACAACAACAACAGUGGGAGCCGAGGCAAUGGGGGGUCUCGAGGUUCUGCCCCCUUCUCCCAUCAUCAUACUGCACCUCCUUCUGCUGCCACGACUCCAACUGCUAGCGCAGCUCCUCAGGGCGAUGCACCCUCGUCAUCUGGCCAGGGCCCGGAGAACAACAGCUCCACACGGGACCUGUUGUCCCAGCACGGAGAACGCUCUCUGGGCCUGCGCUGCCUCGACCCCCCCUGCUCCCGCUGGACCCUGGCCUCUUUUGCUGAGAGACACUAUGCUCCAUUCCUUCUACAACCAACCACCAAGGUGGUUGUGAUUGUGCUGUUCCUCUGCCUGCUGGUAGUCAGUCUGUACGGGACCACCCAGGUGAAGGAUGGCCUGGAGUUGACAGACAUUGUGCCGAGAGAGACCAGCGAGUAUGACUUCAUCGGUGCCCAGUUCAAGUUCUUCUCCUUCUACAACAUGUAUGUGGUGACACAGCAGGCGGAAUACCCCAAGAAGCAGCGUCUGCUGCACCAGCUCCACCAGAGGUUCCACACUGUUCGCUACGUGCUGAAGGAGGACAACGGAGAGCUGCCUCACAUGUGGCUUCACUAUUUCAGGGAAUGGCUUCAAGGACUCCAGCAGGCGUUUGAUAGGGACUGGGAGGCCGGGCGCAUCACCCAAAACAACUACAGGAAUGGCUCUGAUGAUGGCGUCCUGGCGUACAAGCUGUUGGUGCAGACAGGACGCAGGGAAAAGCCCAUUAACUUCAACCUGCUGACUCGUCACAGGCUUGUAGAUGCAGAUGGGAUCAUCAACCCCGGGGCAUUCUACAUCUACCUUACUGCUUGGGUCAGCAAUGAUCCUGUGGCAUACGCCGCCUCGCAGGCCAACAUUCGCCCACACCCUCCAGAGUGGCUGCGUGACCGGACCGACAUCAUGCCCGAGACACGCCUCAGCAUCCCAGCUGCUGAGCCCAUCGAAUAUGCACAGUUUCCCUUCUACCUCAACGGGCUUCGGGAGACUCCACAGUUUGUGGAGGCCAUUGAGAGCGUGCGGGCUAUCUGCAGCAACUUCAGUCGACAGGGCCUACCCUCCUACCCCAACGGCUACCCUUUCCUGUUCUGGGAACAGUAUGUUAGUCUGCGCCACUGGCUCCUGCUGUGCAUCAGUGUCGUGCUCGCCUGUACCUUCCUCGUCUGUGCCCUCUUCCUGCUCAACCCGUGGACCGCCGGCAUCAUAGUGUUGGUGCUUUCUCUUAUGACUGUGGAGCUGUUUGGCUUCAUGGGGCUGAUGGGAAUCAAGCUGAGUGCUGUCCCUGUUGUCAUUCUCAUCGCCUCUGUGGGCAUUGGAGUGGAGUUCACCGUCCAUGUGGCUCUGGCUUUCCUGACAGCCAUAGGGGAUCGUCACAAGCGGGCCGUGCUGGCUCUGGAGCACAUGUUUGCUCCGGUGCUCGACGGAGCCUUUUCUACCUUAUUAGGUGUCCUGUUGCUUGCGGGCUCUGAGUUCGACUUUAUUGUCAGGUAUUUCUUCGCAGUGUUGGCCAUUCUCACAGUUCUUGGAGUACUGAAUGGAUUGGUCCUUCUUCCAGUAUUACUGUCAUACUUUGGGCCCUAUCCAGAGGUGACCCCAAUCGAUGGUCGUAGUCAGUUACCCACCCCAUCACCUGAGACACCUCCUCACGUGGUCCACUUCUCGGUCCGUCCUCACAACACCACCAUAGCCACGCCCACCUCUGGUGCAGCUUCAGACUCGUCGGACUCGGAGUACAGCUCUAACACCACAGUGUCUGGUAUAAGCCAGGAGCUGCAGAACUACAACCUGCCCUCCCACAGGGGACACACUCGAGCAGAGGAGCAGCAGUACCACCUCCAGAUCAGCAGGGGCAGAGCAGCCAGGACAGAGGAGCACAGGAGAUCAGGGAACAGGCGCACAGCCAGGCAGCCUGACCCUCCUGGCUAUAAUGUGUCUUUGUCCUCUCAGGGUUGUAAUUCUGGGCCCCAGCCAGCGGCUCCUCAGCGUAACAGCAGCAGGGACCCCAAGAGCCAGCCGCACCGGCAGGCCCCGCCCCCAGCCCGCCCGCGCAUGGACGCUUUUGAAACUGCUACUGAGGCUGGGGGCCAUCAUGGCUCACAUGGUCAUAGAGAACACUCAGCAGGCCACAGGGCCCGCUCUUCCCACAACCCACAACCUAAUCACCACCUCCCGCACCAUCACCCAAACCCUACCCCUUAUUGUCAACCCAUCACCACGGUAACAGCAUCAGCCUCCGUCACUGUUGCUGUUCACCCAGCCCCCUUGUCCAACCAGGGCCCCCCAGCUUCCUCUUACCCAGGAUACACAACAACAGACAGUUACUGCCAAUCAGGAGAUCAGGGGACAGAGCCUGUCUUCCAGGACCCUCAUGUGCCACUGGACACUCACACAGGGGCUAGGGGGGCCUACAUGGAGUCCAUGGAGCUUCAAGAUUUGGAGUUUGAGGCAGCUGAGAGCAACAAUGGCAGACGGACAAGCUGAGUUAUGGAGAACGCAAGUACAACGGCCAAAGAUGGACUCCUCCCUAUUACCUAGCAGCUGACUCGGUCUGGCGCAGGAAAGCCCAGUCCGAAACUCGCCAGUGUUGCCGUCAUGGUGCUCAUUCUUACUGUAACCCAGUGGACUAUUUUCUUAGAUAUUUCUAUCUAUAUUUAAAAGUUGUAUACAUAUGUAAAUAUGAACAGAAAGUAGCUAUAAUUUUAGGAGCUGUACAACUCCUCAUGUUAACAGACUGGGGCUGCCAUUUUAUAUGGUUUGUGAGUGUGUUUGUGUAAAUGUGUACGUGUGUAUGAGAGUUAGUGAUAGAUAUCUUAUUACUGCUCACUCAUCUGUGGAUCUGUGCCAUUAGGAAGCUUCAUCUAGACAAAAAUACCUGUCAGCAUUCACUGUUGCUGCUCAAAAUAUUUUUUUAAAUAAUAUACAUGUAUAACUCUAUGCAAAUGUCUCUUUAAACAAAAGAAGUUGUGUGUGUGUGUGUGUGUGUGUGUGUGUGUGUGUGUGUGUGUGUGUGUGUGUGUGUGUGUGUGUGUGUGUGUGUGUGUGUGUGUGUGUGUGUGUGUGUGUGUGUGUGUGUGUGUGUGUGUGUGUGUGUGUGUGUGUGUGUGUGUGUGUGUGUGUGUGUGUGUGUGUGUGUGUGUGUGUGUGUGUGUGUGUGUGUGUGUGGUGUGUGUGUGUGUGUGUGUGUGUGUGUGUGUGUGUGUGUUGUGAAACUGCUCCAUUAUCUUCUGGCUUAUAAAUCAGACACAUCCUCAGAACAGGCUAACAUUUACACUCAUUUUAAUGAGGGAAAUUGUUAGAAUUAUCAAACAGGGCUAUGGUAUAUAUGUGUGUGUGUGUUUAUGUGUGUGUGCGGUUAUUGUAUAAAGGUACGCAUGUUAAACUAUUAAUUUUUUAUCACAAACCUGUGGUAGUUAUGAAACAAUUACUGUUUAACUUGACACGCUAUGCGUGCUAUUUAAGACGAGCAGAUAUGAAGACAUUUAAAAAGCUGUUUUUUGGUUUUGUUCUGUUCUUUUAGUCAUUGCCUCUGCAUUGGAACCUGUUUCUGCUCUCAGCUUUGUAUCACUGUCUGUGAGGUUGCUCUCUGGUUGUGUCUUACUGUACGAGGCUAUAUAUUGUUUAACCCUAGCAGGCUCAAAACUGUUUCUGUCUUGUACAAGCAGUAAACCCACCUCAAAGACUCACUCUCCCAUUACAGGGACCUUCACAUUACUGAUUCUGGAACAGGGUCAACACAGGGCUCUAACUCUGUGUCAAGUGGAUAAGCUAAAGCUCUGACUGUAUACUGUACAACCUGAUUCAACAUGGCACUUGACUGCACUCAAACUUCAUUCACAGCAAUAUCUUGCUUCAAGUAUCUUUCUUUUUUACUAUCCAACCAAUAAGCUAGCCCACACAGCCUGCUACGGGAUAAGCCUUAUAUGGCCUGACUAUGUGGUCUAUGUGUGUCUCAAUGUAUACAUGUCUAAAUAAUUUAUGUGCGUGUGUGUGUUGGUACAUCCUCUCAGUCUGCCUCAGCUCUCCUUUAUUGACAGUAGAAACAACUGGCCCUAAUUUGGCAUCAGCCGUCCCCACUGACCUCAGCUAAUAAAAUUCCACAACAUAAUGUCAUGACACUAAUUGGACGUCCCCCCACAACUGCCAAAUGGCACAGCCCAGAGCCUCACGGGUCAAAGUUGACACUGCCAGCCCCCCCCCCCCCUCCCCAGCAAUGACCAGUUUAUAUCUGCAGGGCCAUGUCAGCGUGCAUAUUUGCCUGCGCCUCCCCCCCAAAACCCUCCCUCAGUUCCAGACCCAGGCCCCUUUGACCCAGUCACUCACCCCAACCACACCUCAGUUUUCUUCCACUUUUUUACACUCUUACUUCCUGUUGAACAUGUGUAGCUCUCCCCAGAAGUCUUUGCAGUUUUCUGUCCAUGUUAUGUCAGCUGCUUGCAUGAAAUAGGUUGUUCUGUUUGUUUGUUUUUUGUUUUCUCCCAAUGUCACAUUGGCAGUAGUGGAGAGAAUCAUAGCUGGCAACUAUUUUAUUCAUUUUUUUAUGUUUUUUGUUUGUUUUUGUUCUCAACAUUCAAAUGCGAUAUUUAUAUUUUUGUAAUAUAAAAUAUGUUGUUUUUUCUUUCAUUAUUGUCUUGAAGCCAGUGGAUAACAAAUGCAGGGAUUUUUUUUUUUAUUAUUAUUGAUAAAACACUAUUACAGUUUAAUGUUUUUACAUUAAUGGAGUUUGAUCUGUAUAAAGUGCUUACUAAUGUUAAAUAGGAAAAAAAGAGUAUAUAACAUUUUACACUACAGGUCUCAUCAUAGCUCUUAGAGGAUUUUAAAAGGAAAACAAAAUCAGUGGUUCUUCCAGACUGCCAUUUUGGUCUCGGUUGGCGUGGAUGUAAGCUGUUUUCAGUUACAAAGAUAAAUGUAUGCCAUAUAAUUUAUUUAUAUGAAAAUUUAUUUUUGUAGUGUACAUAGUAGUUGUCAAGGUAUUUGACAGAAGUAUAUUUUUAAAGAGUUUAUAUGUAAUGAUAUACCAUAACAGAAAAAAACCUUAAGGUGCACACUUUCACUGCUAACUGUCUUGUGAGACGACAUUGACACCUCCCCUUCAGUAUUAUGUUCCGAUCCUAGGAGAGAGACAGCUGUUUCUAUGGGUUUGUCAAAGGCUAGCCAUGAAAGUAGACAAUUGUACUAGCUCUCUAAAUAUUAAUGUUCAAACACUGAUAGAAUUCUAACAAAUAAAAAUAUUAUAACUUA